Molecule: messenger RNA, 2437 nt
Organism: Oncorhynchus gorbuscha (pink salmon)
Lineage: Eukaryota; Metazoa; Chordata; Actinopteri; Salmoniformes; Salmonidae
Product: CDK5 and ABL1 enzyme substrate 1-like
Exons: 10
Coding region: 167-1801 (544 amino acids)
Biological process (GO): regulation of cell cycle; nervous system development
Cellular component (GO): cytosol
Source: RefSeq, a predicted model, not a curated record
GCCACAAUUCACAAUACUGCACACACGUGACCAUCCUGUGUUUAGUCAGUGUAACGCUUGCACUUAAAAGACAAGCAUUUGCUAAAUACAUAAUCACUCUUUACACACUUUUAAUGUCAUCUUGACAAAACCGCUGCUCGCAGCUUCGUAUAGCAGAAAGCGGACCAUGGCGGCUGCCUUGAGCAGCAACACAUCCACGCUUCAGAUCAAGUAUUCCAGUAUCGAGCAUACGCGGAAACGCAUAGACCCUCGGAGGAGACAAGCCGCGCUGUCUUUUCUCAGUAACAUUUCUUUGGAUGGUCUACCUGUGCAAGAUGAUGCCGACAAUCAGAUCGAAGAGGAUAAUUCAAUUGAGGCCAGGACUAGACAGAGCCUGGUUUCCACAGCAGAGCGCCCGCUGUACGCGGUUGGCAGUGGCGCUGCGGUAGCAAUCCCCACCGCCGCCCAGGCGCUCGCUAUUGCAAACCAGGCUCUGAUUGCUAACACCCGAGCCAGUUUUGGGAUUGGUCCCGCCGCUGCAGCUCCAGUAUGUACAGAUCCGGAAGGGGAUGCUUUCGGUCCUUCGAUUUUCAGUUCGUCCUUCUCUGUAGUACCAGCCGCGACUAGAAGCAGGCUCCAGACCUACACUCAGGGAGUCGUGCCUGCUGCCCACCCUAGGCAGGCUUCCCAGGUCUGCUGUCUAGAGGGAGGACAGAUCGCCAACUCGGGACUGGAACUGCAGAGAUCAAGACGGAGGCUCAUCUCUCAGCGCUCCUCCUUGGAGACACUGGAAGACAUUGAGGAGAACGCCCCUCUACGCAGAUGCAGAACCCUGUCAGGUUCACCCCGACCAAAGAGCUUCAAGAAGGUCCACUUCAUCAAGAACAUGAGGCAACAUGAUAUGCGCAAUGGAAGGAUAGUCCUAAUCAGUGGCAGAAGAUCCCUUUAUAGUGUAUUUUCUGUCCUGCCCUAUCGAGAUUGUAGCCAAGCAGGGGAUGUGAAACUGGAAAGCGGGCGGCAGCGGCACCCCUCGGGCGGGGUCAAUGCCAAGGAGAUGGUGAUCGGGCUGGAGGGAGUGGAGCUGGGGGCCGACGGAAAGACUGUGUCGUACACCCAGUUCCUGUACCCCACCAACGCCCUGGGCAGCGGUCGCAGGAACACCAUAGACUCCGUGUCGUCCUUCACUCAGUCUCGUAACGUCAGCCACCGCAGUCUCAGCCUGGCCCGGGCCAACAGCAACCAGAGCAGCAUCGACACGGGGAACGAUCUGGGGGACUUGAUCCGGGAGUACGACCCUAAUCUGUUGGACGAUCCCCAGUGGCCGUGUGGGAAACACAAGCGGGUCCUAAUCUUCCCCUCAUACAUGACUACAGUCAUAGAGUACGUCAAGCCUUCUGACCUCAAGAAGGACAUGAACGAGACAUUCAAGGAGAAGUUCCCCCACGUACGGCUGACCCUCAGCAAAGUCCGGAGUCUGAAGAGAGAGAUCCGUAAGUUAGCCCAGGAGGAGUGUGGCUAUGAGGAACCCACCGUAGCCAUGGCCUUUGUCUACUUCGAGAAGCUGGUCCUCCAGGGGAAACUCAACAAGCAGAACCGCAAACUCUGUGCCGGCGCCUGCGUCCUGCUCGCCGCCAAGAUCAGCGGAGACCUCAAGAAACACGAGGUCAAGCAGCUCAUAGAUAAACUGGAGGAGAGGUUUCGUGUGAACAGGAGGGAGCUGAUAGCCUUUGAGUUCCCUGUGUUGGUGGCCCUGGAGUUCAACCUGCACCUGCCUGAGAACGAGGUCAUGCCACACUACAGACGCCUCGUCCAGACCUCCUAGCAUUAGUGACCCAUCAGGAGGAGCACCCACACCCAGCCCUCCUGAUCCAGGACCAGUAGACCCACCCCACCUCACCGAGUCCCACAACCAGCUGGUCUCCCUGCAGCCUGGAGAUCCAUAGGGUUGGAGCUCCUCUACACUCUACUGCAGGCCACAUUCAUAUGUACAUUUUCGGAUCGAGACUUGAAAGCAGCCAAAGUUACCCAUAUUCUUCUCCGACUUUUACUUCUACUUUCUUUAACACUAUCUACACCUUCAAAAGAUUGGUAGCUGAAAGUUGGCGAAAGCUGUUCAUAACAAUUAAUUUUUUGUUGUUGUAAUCCUUGCUUGGCAUGUUUUGGUUGCCUUAUGAUUGUCGUGGAGAAUGACGCAAACCUGUCGCGUGGCCGAUUUUGACAGGACUGUUAUCCCAGUAACUCUGUGCUUUUUGAAAAACGUUUUCCAGUCUCUCCUCGCUAGAAGUGCACUUUUUGAAUAUUGCAGACAUGGAUAGAGGCCAUUUUCGGAGACACUUGACUGGGUGAGGGUUGUGAAACAAACUCAUUCAGAUCAAUUUGAGCUGACUCAAACCCCAGAAGGGAAGUUGAUCUAAAUAGCUUUCAAUAUAUUUUCUAAUCCAUUUCCUUUUUCAUUUUC